AACGGAAAAGGCGGGAAAAAGAGGACCCAAAAGGAAGCUGGAGGUGGCGACCCGGAGCAGGAGAGCAGGGCAGGCCAACGGAAGACUCCACCUCCCAGAGGCGACCGCUGGCGCUGGCCCUCGGAGAAUAGGCGGUCCUCCUCAGGCAGCGUCCCCCUGGGGUCCCCGCACUUCCUCCCGACGCCCCUGGAGGGGAGGCCCCUGUUGGGAGAAGGUUGCCCCCGCGUCUCUCAUGUCGAGCGGCGGCUGGUUUCCAAGACUUCACAGACCAGACCUCAGUAUGAGACACUGGGUCUUCCUGAGACCGAGCUAAAGCCUACGCCGGGCUCGCGGUGUGGGAAGUGACCCAAGUCAGGGAACAACUCAGAUAAUAGGCCUGCACUCCCCGUGGCCUUCUGUGCCAAGGGAGCUACACUCCCUCAGGACUCCCGUCAGCAGCCCUCCUCACUAGUGUCCCCUGUCCUGGGGUCCCUAACCACUCGGGGGACCCAGCGGGCCUGCCACCCCUCUUCACCCUCAUCCUGUAUUCCCAAUACCCGGGGCCCUCAGAACCCUCUGGCUCCUCCUCAGCUCCUGAGGCCUUCAGUAGUCCUUCACGUUACACUUGCCACUUCUAGGACCUGAAGCAGCCUUUGAAGCUGUGUUACCGUUCCCAGAACCUGCCCAUACCCUACCAUCCCUUAUCCCCAGCACCCGGGACCUCCCAGCAGUUUCUCACCCCGGAUUCCUGACUACUGAAAACUGAAGCAGCCCCUUCACCCUAUUCCCCUCUGUUCCUAGGGCUCCGAACGUCCCUCGGUCCAUCCAUCCCCACCUUGGGAAUCCUCAGUAGUACCCUUAUCCUGUGCUCCAGUUCAGGGGACCUUCAGCCUCGUACUGGCUCCCACCUCUGGACACCCAGCCCUCCCUUCACACCAGAGGCUGACUCCUGAAAGCCCUGCCAGCCUCCAGCCCACCUGGGCCGGCGCUCCCCGCUCCCCGCACCCCGACUCUGACAUUCCCAUUUGUGUUGUCUUGUAGCUGCUGAGCUCUGGGGUGGGCGUGAAGCACACAGGCAGUGGUGCCCAGAAAGCACCCAACACCCGUGCCCUGCCUCCCAGGACACCCAAAGAAGAGCAGCCACCAUGCAUCUUCCCGAAAGCCUGCAGGACCUGGCAGACAGUGAGACAGUGCGCUUUCUGAGGAGACCAAAGAGCAUCUCCAGGAUCUGCGGAGGGGUCUUUUCCCUGGUCAUCUUUUCCUCCCUACUAACUGAUGGUUACCAGAACAGGACAGAGAAUCCUCAGCUCCGCUGCGUGCUCAACAGCAAUCACGUGGCUUGCAGCUUCGCAGUAGAAGCUGGCUUUCUGUCCUUCCUCAGCUGCUUGGUCUUCCUUGCCUUAGAUGCCCGUGAGAGCCGCAUCACAGGCAGCCGCUUUAAGACAGCCUUCCAGCUCUUGGACUUCAUCCUGGCUGUCCUCUGGGCAGGUGUCUGGUUUGUGGCCUUCUGCUUCCUGGCCAGCCAGUGGCAGCACUCGAAGUCCAAGCAUUUCCUCUUGGGGAACAGCAGCGCCAAGGCGGCCAUUGCCUUUGCUUUCUUCUCUGUCCCUGUCUGGAUAUUCCAGGCCUACCUGGCCUUCCAAGACCUCCGAGAUGAGGCUCCAGUCCCCUACAAGCGCUCCCUGGAUGAGGGUGGUGUGGUGCUGAACACCCUCUCCCCAUCAUCUACCAUUAGCCCUGUCAACCCUCCCACCACAGGCCCCAACAGUGUGAGUUACACCAGCUCAGCCCUGUCCCCCUACCUGACUACCCCAAAGGGCCCCCGCCUGGCUAUGAUGCCAGACAGCUGAACAGCCUUACCCACAUCAGUAAAGAGCUCUUCUCCCUCUGAGGGAUUUCUGAAUAACCCUGUCCUCUGUUCCUCUCAUCCCUUGAAUGGCAGGGGGAGGAGGGAGACCCCCUGAAAAAGGCUACAUUUCUCUGCUACUCCCAAGUGCCAAUCACCUUGCUGACAGCAGGUUGGAAGUGUUGACAGGCAGGAAGCCCUGCCAUGUCACUUGUACCCUAGCCUUGAAGAGGAGGCACAAGGGCCUCAUACUACAGCUAAGGCUGAGGCUGAGAGAGAAAAGACCUUCCCUUCAGAGCGCCAGUGAGAAACAGUGCAGCAUUGAUCCAGCAGCCCAGGCUCUUUAACCCACAGUGAUAAGGUACUCAAACAGAGCGAUGUGUGCAUGGAGUCAGUCAGGGCACUGAGUCUAUGAUGAGGCUUAGAUCUGUGUCUUCAAAUGCAUUAAGUCUAGCUUGGGAAAGAGGCAAGUGUCUCUGCUGUACACCUCCAGGGUCACCAGGCUACAGACCUGUUAGGAGGGAUCAGGCAGGUGGCACCUUGUGCCAGAGUGACAACCUUUACCCAGCCAUGGGGCUGAGGGUGUAGAGACUUGCUCAAGACUAUAUUGAGAAAAGAAAAAAAGUCAAUUUUAAUAUAUUUCAUUUAACUUAAUAUAUCCAAUGUGUUGCUGUUUCAACGUAUAGUCGAUGUGAAAAUUCAGCUUUUUAAAAAAUUUUUCUUUGUACAAAUAGUUUCAUUGUGAGGCUCAGGCUGGCCUGGAACUUACUAUUCCCCAGCCUCGAUACUGGGAUUAUAGGCAGGUGCCACCAUUCCCAGCACUGAAAGUCAACAUUGCCCAUUUUACAUCCAUUCUUACUGUGCACCUUUCCUCACAACACGGCUCCCUCUGGGUCUGCCAUGGUGUGUGCUGGGUAGACAAGUGUCACUGACAGGCAGCCCACUGGCAGUGCCACUCUUGACCCUUGGGGUAGUUUCUCUAGAACAACUAAACAUCUUUUCUGUUGUUAUUUUGACUUUUGUUUUGUUUUUGUAUGUGAAAUUAGUGGAUAACAGACUUUUUUUUUAAGUAAGGAGCUAGAGCUGGUAGAGUACUUGCUCAGUAAGCACAAAUCCCUGGUUUGUUUAAUCUCUAGCAUCGCAUAAACCAGAUAUGAUGGUGCCCAUCUAUAAUCCCAUCUCUCAGGACGGGGAGGCAGGAGGAUCAGAAGUUCAAGGUCAACCUCAAUACUUAGGGAUUUGAAGCUAGCCUAGGAUACAUCUCUCUCUCUCUCUCUCUCUCUCUCUCUCUCUCUCUCUCUCUCUCUCUCACACACACACACACACACACACACACACACACACACACACACACACACAAAUCUAUACAAGGGCUGCCAUGACCUACAGAGCAUUCAUUUACAAACUGAACCAAGAUACAAAUUAUGAGGUCAAAUUUAGACUCCAGUAUGUCCUUUGGGGGACGUCCUGUGUGUCAGGCACAGAAACCACACAGCCCGGUUCCUAUGGAGAGGCAGAGAACAGCAGUGACGGGAAGCACUCUGGCCUGGAAACAGCCUUCUCUGCUGCCAUGAGCUGGAAGGUCUUCCAUGUGUCAUGUAACCUAUCUGUUGGAUGGAUUGGUACUCAACCCAUGUACAACGAGCCAUCUCAGGAAGAAGCAGUCAGACCUGCCCACACCCUGCACUUGUAUUCUGUCGGGCUUCUGGGCCAGACUCUUCUAAACAGAGGCCCACUAAAACACCACCACAGAACAUGAGGGCUAUGCAGCUGGAGUGAGGGACAAGCCAGACUUUGUCACUCAUCCUCCUGGGCCUCCGUUUUCUCAGUUAUGAAGUGUUUCUUCCUUAGGGAGAUGAGGGCCAAGUGAGAGCAUCCAUGUGAUAUCAGGACAUAGCAAGUCCUCUGGAAAAGUUAGCCCAGUCCCCGAAGCUCGUCCAAAGACUGGAAUUGGACACAACUAAGAACUGGGAAGUUCUCAAAGGACAAAUAGGAAGUUUGACUGAACCAAGGAUCAAAAUCCAGAUGCUGGCUGGGGGCAGAGCCCAGUGAAGGACCACUUGCCUGGGAUGCACACAAGGCCCUAAUUUGAGCCGCAGCACUGCAACGGACAAACAGGAAAUGAUCUUGCCACUGACAAGAGCCAGGCAAAACACAGAAGUCGGAAAUGGCCAGGUGUGGAGCCCAUCUCAAAAGAGGCCAGAAAGUAUUUGCUUUUUUUUUUUUUUUUUUGAGAUAGGAUUUCUCUGUGUAACAGCCUUGACUUUUCUGGAACUCACUUUGUGGACCAGGCUGGCCUUGAACUCUCAGAGAUCCAUCUGUGUACUGGGAUUAAAGGCAUGCACCAUCACACCCUGCUUUCAUUUGCCUUUUAACUCUAUAAACAAACACAUAUACAAUAUUAGCCCAAUAAUAAAUGUUAACAGCCCAUAGCCAAGUCCUAGCUAAGUGGAAAAAUGUAGGUAUCCCAUCUUUUCAGCAUCAGGCAUCUGCUGCCAUCUAGAAUGAGGACCACCACUGUUGAAUUGACCAACUUCUUUUAAAGAGGCCAGAAAUUCAGACUGUAAUAUAAAGAUCUGGUUUUUAAAAGCUGGCAACCUUUUUUUCUUUCUUUCGUUUUUAUAAAACAGUAUCAAAAUGCCAGAGCUGGGGGAUGGCUGGAAAGGGGGCCUAGCAGUUAAGAGCACUGGCUGCUCUUACAGAGGACCUGAUUUCAAUUUCUAGCACCCACAUGGCAGCUCACAACUGUUUUAACUUCAGUUCCAGGGGAUUUGACACCCUUUUCUGGCCUCUUUGGAUACCAGGCACACACACAAAUAGUACAUGCAGGCAACACUCACACACUUAAAAUAAAAAAAAAAAAAAAUUAAUGCCAAUGGAGGGAAGGAUGAGGGCCGUCCCAUCAUCAAUGGUGCAAGACAUGCAUGCUCUUCAAGGUCUGGAGAGUCAUCAGGCAGUCUCUAUAUCAGACGAAGAAUCAGACUCUCCCAACCUCUUCCCUGUAGAACCUCAAGGCAUCAUGGUGCA
This is a messenger RNA of Peromyscus californicus insignis, 4852 nucleotides long. RefSeq names its product synaptogyrin 4 (gene Syngr4). NCBI's taxonomy places the organism in Eukaryota, Metazoa, Chordata, Mammalia, Rodentia, Cricetidae. Bases 1125 to 1829 code for a protein of 234 amino acids. The record is from RefSeq and is a predicted model, not a curated record. The transcript has 4 exons. Gene Ontology annotation, cellular component: neuromuscular junction; synaptic vesicle membrane.